GCCGUCCUUCCACCCCCGGCCCCUCCCCCCCGUCCCUUCCUCGUCGCUUCCUCGGCGGAAGCAGAGCGCGACAGCGCGGGCGGCGACGACGGGCCUCCCUCCCCGUCCCCUCCCGGAACCCGCCUCGAAGGACCCCGCCGCGCCCCGCCCGUCUCCUCCCCGUCCAACCCUACCCCGACGCAGGAGGAUCGCGGGAGGAGAAUAUGCGAGAUCCAUUCAAUGCCCCUGUUGAAUUCAUUGGCGCAGAUCAUCGUCCAGGGAAUGAGCUUACCAGCUUGUCUGUUAGGGACUAUGGCUUGCAAAAUGGUGAUGCUAAACCCUUCAUUCCGAACUCCGACACUCUAGUCAGGCAUCCGCUCCAGGGCGCAUCCCUCCGCAAUGACUUAAUUGCAGAAGAUCCUAAUACUCGUUUGAUGGAUCCUGAAACUAAGGAGCUUUACAUUAGAUCACGGACACAGGAAGAAGAGAUCCUGUUGCUUCGCAAACAAAUUGCUGAUGCAUCUCUCAAGGAGCUGCAGCUGCUGAGCGAAAAACAUAUUCUGGAGAGGAAGCUUUCAGACUUGAGGAUGGCUGUUGACGAGAGGCAGGAAGAUGCUAUAUCUGGUGCUUUGAAGCAACUGAACGAGAAAAAAAACCACAUUGAAGAAAAUAUGAGAUUGGCAAAUGAACUAAAAGGUGAGGAAGAAGAGCUUUACUUGUUCACUUCUUCAUUGCUUGGUAUGUUAGCAGAAUACGAUGUUCGCCCACCUCAAAUAUAUCCUUCAACCAUUACAACGGUUACAAAGCGCUUGUACCAACAGAUGCAAUGGAAGAUCAGAUCGUUAAAUGACAGUUUAGGCGAUAUAAGUCAACCUGGAAACAUAUAUAAUCCCAAUCCUCAACAAGCAACUCCGUUGAGAAACGACACUUCCUCAUCUUACAAUAUGGACGCGAACAGGAACAAUUUCCCUCAGUAUGCUCAAGAUCCAAAUGAUAGACAUGCUGAGCAAAUAUACAAUGGAUCCACUUUUAAUCAGGAUAUGGUAGCUCCUACUCACUCUAAUUAUUUUGAAGAAAAUCCUGGUCCUAGAGAAGCAAGAUUAGAUGAUGACUCACAGUUCUAUAGGAAUGAUACUCAAGAGUACUCAGCUGAUGGUGAUCCAUUACCUGGUAUUGAGGGAUUUCAAAUUGUCGGCGAUCCUAGGCCAGGAUCUACUUUAAGAGCAUGUGGUUUCCCUACAAAUGGUACUACACUUUGUAAUUUCCAGUGGGUUCGCUGUCAUGAAGAUGGCACCAGGUAUUCUAUUGAAGGUGCUACGAUGUAUGACUAUGUGGUUACUGCAGAUGAUGUUGGCACUCUUCUUGCUGUAGACUGCACUCCUAUGGAUGAUAGUGGCCGCCAGGGUGAUUUGGUGAGGGAGUUUGCUAACAAUGAGAACAAGAUAACUUGUGAUCAAGAAAUGCAGAAUGACAUCAAUAUAUGUAUUUCAAGGGGGAGAGCCGACUUUGAUGUUUAUGUCCUGCAGGGGUAUUCUCCUGAAGAAUGGGAACAUGCCACAUUGGUCCUUAGACGAACUGGAUAUCAAAUAAACAUCAGCCACAAGGAUGAAGUUGUAAUUGACGAGAAAUAUUCACCAAAUCUUCAGACGAAAAUUCCCAAUGGACGAACUACUCAAUUUGUUUUAGUAAGUUCUGGUGGUGUAAAUCUACCAUUUAAUACACAGGGAAUAACGGAGCCCAAUAAUGAGGAUAACGACGUUAGGCUACGCGAUCUAAUCGUAUUGGUCAUGCGAACUUUCCAGAAUAAGGCAUUAGAUGCUAAAAGGAAAGGCAAGGCUUAGACGUGUCGAACCAGAGAUUCCCGUCUAGAAGAGUUGUUCUCAUUGGUUUGUGCAGUGUUCCAACAUUUUUUUGCCAGAAGGUGGAAGGCGUUCUUGAUUAUACCAUGCAUUGUAAAGAUUUGUGUAGAGGCGUUAAGCAACAGAAAAAGGCUGGGUGGUCCUCCUAGGUUAUUUUGUGUAUAAUACUGUAAUUUUCUGUAGCGUCUUCUUUUUUUGUUCCCCUCCGAUUUUCUCUUCUUUACAUUGUUUUUUCUUAUCUCUUUACUGCCCCCUCUAGGUUAUUAAUUAGACCUGGGACUGCACUUGCUGGUAAACCUUGAGCAAGUCGAUUAAUGUAAUCAAUUUCUGAGUUAUUCGAUAGCGGAGAUAGUUUGCCAGUACA
Aegilops tauschii subsp. strangulata is the source of this 2202-nucleotide messenger RNA. RefSeq lists its product as uncharacterized. Gene Ontology annotation, cellular component: plasma membrane. NCBI's taxonomy places the organism in Eukaryota, Viridiplantae, Streptophyta, Magnoliopsida, Poales, Poaceae. The record is from RefSeq and is a predicted model, not a curated record.